AUGUCCGCAAUUGCGGUACCGAUCGUCUCCGAUAGCGAUCCGCUGAAACCCGAGCGUUCGGCCGCCGCAGACGACACCACCGAUGCGCAAUCGACGACAUCCGCCGAUUCUGGUAAUGGAUCACUUAACAACAGCCUCAAUGGCGCGAUGUGCCGUACAACCUUCUCCGUGGGCCAGGUUGAAAAUGAGACGACAGCGAGGAACAACAGCUCUUCUGAAGAAGGUGUAUUGAGGAGAAAAGAUGAGUGA
Molecule: messenger RNA, 249 nt
Organism: Ostertagia ostertagi
Lineage: Eukaryota; Metazoa; Nematoda; Chromadorea; Rhabditida; Trichostrongylidae
Source: the annotation of a GenBank genome assembly